AUGGCUCAAAUCCAUCAAAACAACACUGCAAGCGCCACAACUGAAAUCAGGAGAGAGGAAAUCCAAGCCGCCAUUGCAAAGGCAGUGGAGCUCAGAGCCAUCCACGCUUCUCUGGUUCGAGGGAGCAGUCCUUCGAAUUUCAGAUACCCAUCUCCUUCCCCUGUUCCGCACCACCAUACUCCUCAGUUCUCUGCCCAUGAUUACCCUGUUUUUACACCAAGUUACGAAGAAGAGCCAUUACCAGGGUAUCAACAAAUGCAAUAUUUAGACAAUCAAAGUAGUGUAUCAGAAUUUUGGGAAGAGUAUGGUCUUGGGGGAUCAGGAAAUGGAAAUGAAACCAUGAUGAUAACAGAUUACAAAAACAUUGCAAAUGCAUCUUCAAGGAAAGGAAUCCUCCCCUCUGAAUUACCCAAACUAGACUCCCAUGUCUGUCCAGCUGAAGACCAAAAAUUUGUCACCAGUACUAGGACCACUUCCCUGCUUAGGAAAUCGCCCGGAAACGAUUUCCACAAGCCAAGCAGGAGGAAAAGCAUGGGUGAUUUCAAAUCUGUUUCCUCCUGCAAUAAGUGUAAUCCUGCAGUUAUAAGUAGUGGAACUGAAAAUCCCACCAGGAACAACAGCAAGAAUUCCAAUAUCGUGGUUCCACUGACGGAUUCGCAUUCUUCUCUCCAUUCGCAGCCAAAGAGCCGCGGGCUGAGUCUUUCUUGGUUGUUUCCGAGGAUCAAGAAAAAGCACAAGAACGUGAGUUCUUCGCCAAACAGGACGGAAUCCGAGGAGGUUUCCCACGUUAUGGGAGCAACGUCGAUUGAGACGUUGAAGAGAGAGCUCAUGGAAGCGAAGGAGAGCCGGGAUAAAGCCCUGAAGGAGGUUGGAGAGAUGAAAUCUUCACUGGGAGAGCUCAAAGGGAAGUUGGAGUACCUGGAAACAUAUUGCGAAGAACUGAAAAAGGCUUUGAGACAAGCAGUAGUACAACGGAAAACAAACGAUUCCCAAGUUCCGGAGAUGCUUGGCAGCCUUCCGAAGAGAGGGAAACCCGUUUCCGUUGAGGGGGACGUGGAAAAUCCGAUGCCCGUUAGCGAGGAAGCAAUGGUGGAGGGAUUCUUGCAGGUGGUAUCCGAGGCGAGGUUAUCGGUGAAACAAUUUUGCAAAACCCUGGUUUCCCAGAUUGGAGAGACUGAUAGUACUUUGAUGGAGAACAUAGAUUACCUUCUUCAACCCUACAAACUGUCUCUGAAUUCGAAGUACUCAAGGGCAGUUUUGUAUCAUUUGGAGGCAAUCAUAAACCAAUCACUUUACCAAGAUUUCGAAAACCCCGUGUUUCAGAAGAACGGUUCGCCCAAGCUCUUAGACCCGAAUCAAGAUCGCCAAGCGAAGUUCUCUUCGUUUGUUUCCCUCCGGAACCUAAGCUGGAACGAAGUGCUGAGGAAAGGAACCAAAUACUACAGUGAAGAGUUCAGCAAGUUUUGCGAUCAGAAAAUGAGUUGCAUCAUCACUACUCUGAAUUGGACAAGGCCUUGGCCUGAGCAGCUGCUCCAGUCAUUCUUUGUGGCUGCAAAAUGCAUCUGGUUGCUCCAUCUGCUUGCUUUCUCGUUCGGUCCGCCUCUGGGAAUCCUCAGGGUUGAAGAAAACAGAAGUUUUGAUCCUCAUUUCAUGGAGGAUAUUUUCGUCGAUCGACAAAGAUCGCGCGGUCCGAGCCGGGUGAAGAUUAUGGUAAUGCCGGGGUUUUAUGUAGAGGACAGGGUCCUUAGGUGUAAGGUUCUUUGCAGGUACAAAUCUGUGGCCUGAGUCAAUUUUUUUUCCCUCUGUACUUUCCUUUGUCUUUGGGCUAAUGUAGAUUGGUAACCAUUCAUGUUGUUGUAUCCAUUGCUCGAGCAAAGCUAGCGCUUACCUUAGCUCA
Messenger RNA from Rhododendron vialii, 1897 nucleotides. Its product is annotated as IRK-interacting protein-like. The record is from RefSeq and is a predicted model, not a curated record. NCBI's taxonomy places the organism in Eukaryota, Viridiplantae, Streptophyta, Magnoliopsida, Ericales, Ericaceae. The transcript has 2 exons. Bases 1 to 1785 code for a protein of 594 amino acids.